AUGAAUAAGAACUAUUCUACCAAGAAUGAUACUUCUCUUUCGUCAGAAGUUUUUUAUGACAAGCGAGAAAACACUGGAAGCACUAAGCACUCUGUUGAUUCCUCGAUUAGAUCUUCGAUUUCGCUUUCACCUUCAUCUAAUGCGCCUAUGGGUGAUGUAAAAUGCUGUCAACCAUCAAACUAUGAUGAUGAUGAUACUUGUUAUUAUGACACUACACAUUCCAAAGAAGAUUAUUAUGAAGAAGAUUAUGAAGAAGAAAUGGAACAUGAUAUCGAAGGUAAAGAAUCCAUGACAGAAGAGGAAUAUUUGGCUAAAAAGCGAAAAAGACGUAUCUUGUUUACCAAAUUACAAACAUACGAGUUGGAAAAACGGUUCAGACAGCAGAAGUACCUCUCAGCACCUGAAAGGGAAAGCCUCUCAAAGAUAAUAAAUCUAACUCCCACUCAGGUCAAAAUAUGGUUUCAAAAUCAUCGAUAUAAAUGUAAGAGGUCUCGCCAAGAACGUAGGAAACAAAGGGAAAUUCUAAGUCAAGUACUGACUAAUAAGGUUCAGGUCUCCAAUUUUCGAGAUGGUGAUAUUAGUAUAAACAAAAGAAUAUCUGAAGAAGAAAACGACUCACCAGAACAGAAGCCACAAUUUAAUAACCACAAAAAAUACGAAUGGAGCGAACUCAGUCACGUCAAGGCUCAUUUUCACGGUACCAAUGAUCAUAAUCAUGCAAUUCCUAAUACCCCUUCUAACGAUCAGGAUGAAGAGGACUAUUACGAGUACUUUAAACGUAGCACUAGCCAUAGAAAAUUUCCUAAAUCAGACAAGAACAACCCUUUUUACAGUGUUUUCGACGAAGAAAAAGCCUCAAAUAUAAUUAUAGAAACAAGUAAAGAAUCUAAACCAAUUGUAAUACAACAUAAUCAGGACAAAAGUGCUAAAAAAAACAUUCACGACAUUCAUAAAUCUAGGGCUUACGAUACAUCUCACAAAAGGAUGAAGAGGAUAAGACAAUUAACCCUUGCCAAAUUUAAAAAAAAUAAUCUGCAACUCGCUCAUGGGAAUAAGAUGAAACAUAAUUAUGAAAGUAAUAAUACACAGGUUCCUACAAACUAUUGUGUUGAAGCAUGCCAAAAGUAUGUUCAAACGCCUCCCUACAAUAUCCAUCAUCCCUAUAUGAACCCUGAUUCUCCGCAAAGAUAUUGGUUCAAGGGACCAAAAUUUAAUAAUAACAAUAAUAUCAAAGAUGGGCACAUUAAUAGAACCUUUGAUUAUAUAGAAACAUCGGAAAACAGAGCUGUGAAACUCAAAUCUGAUAAAAUUAUUGACACUUAUGCUAACUAUAAAAAAUAUUUGGAGCACUCACCAAGCACAGAAUUUGCCAAUGUUACUCAUGUAAAUUCAGAUUUUGAUUCAAGAAUGCACAAACAAUACAUCGAUAAUUUAUUAUAUUCUCAUUUCCCUCUCACAAAAAGCUACCAAUAUUAUUAUCACCCAAAGGCCAAAAUUAUUGAAUAA
Molecule: messenger RNA, 1506 nt
Organism: Gordionus sp. m RMFG-2023
Lineage: Eukaryota; Metazoa; Nematomorpha; Gordioida; Chordodea; Parachordodidae
Exons: 1
Coding region: 1-1506 (501 amino acids)
Biological process (GO): cell differentiation; regulation of transcription by RNA polymerase II
Cellular component (GO): nucleus
Molecular function (GO): RNA polymerase II cis-regulatory region sequence-specific DNA binding; DNA-binding transcription factor activity, RNA polymerase II-specific
Source: RefSeq, a predicted model, not a curated record